This is a messenger RNA of Anthonomus grandis grandis, 1733 nucleotides long. It is a transcript of the gene Pc, whose product is annotated as polycomb group protein Pc. The transcript has 7 exons. The coding region runs from base 302 to 1294 and encodes 330 amino acids. NCBI's taxonomy places the organism in Eukaryota, Metazoa, Arthropoda, Insecta, Coleoptera, Curculionidae. The record is from RefSeq and is a predicted model, not a curated record.
GUACGUCAUAAAUGUCAAAGUUUGGACGUUUCUGUUUGAUGUUUGUUUACUAUUUGUCUCAGUCGCAAAAAAAUAUAAAAUAUAAACAAAUAAAACCGAUUUAGCUCCUGGGCCCUAUUGGAAUGUGAAAAAAGGAUAUAAACACCACUCCCAAAAUGUAGCAUUUGAGAAUUCAGGAUGAUGGGUCUGGAGAAUCAUCUGUAAUUCCUACAGUGAUGUAAUUUACAGUCCAUUUUACAUAUUUUUAAUAUGUAAUUUAUUCACACAUCGCAGCUAAACAUCUUUAAGCCUCUGGAACAACAUGGGAAAUAGUGAACUCGGUGAUCAAGUUUAUGAGGCAGAAAAAAUCAUUAAAAAAAGGAAGAGCCGAAAGGGUGUCACUGAAUACUAUGUAAAAUGGAAAGGCUGGAGUCAGAAGUACAACACUUGGGAACCAGAAGAGAAUAUACUCGAUGAAAGGCUUAUAGAACUAUUUGAAGAAGGCCAGAAAUAUGAAGGAACUAAAAGAGGCCCCAAAAAAGACAAAAGGGAAAAGAAACAAGUACAAAAAGAAAUAGAUACUGAAGACGAAGGCAAAAGUGAUGAUGACUUUCAAGAUGAACUACCCCUUUAUGAGGCCCUAAAUGUCAAGCCCAAUAAGAAGAAAUAUAAAGAAAAAGAGAGUAACAAAAAAAGUGGGGAAGAUGAAACUAUUAAAGCGGAAGAAGAGAAACAGAGAGAACUUAUAUCAGAACUCACUUCUUUAGCAGCAUCAAUUGCAGCUGACCACGAUAACUCGGACAGCUCCAGUAGUGACGACCAGCGCCCGCUACUGUCCAGAAUCGAAUCCGGCACUAAAAGGAAAGCAGAGGUUUUGUCCACGGAGAGUGGAAAGAUUGGAGUUACUAUUACAACUAGUAGUCCCACUAUUAUUAGUCCUCCGCCUUCGAAGAUCCGACAUGAAGAAAAGGGAGAAUUUUCAGAAAAAAGACAGGCAAUCCUGGAUGCAGCAUUGCCACAUGUCUCCUCUAAAGAAGCAGCUUUACCUUCUGAUACCGAAAAGAGGCCAGAGAAAAUUGAGGUGAAUCAAGAGAAACCCCAACAGGAUAACAAUAAUAAAGAGGAAUACUCCUUAACUAGUCCUGGGUCAGAGUACUGGUUGGCGAGGAACCCGGUGGCCAAUCAGGUGUUUAUUACCGACGUAACGGUCAAUUUGAAAACUGUAACAAUCAGAGAAUGUAAAACGGGAAAUGGGUUUUUUAAGAACAGGGAGAGCGAGAGUGAUAGUCACGAUCAUUCAAGUGAUGUGCUAUAACUUUUUUUGAGCAUUAAAAAUUCCAUUAUACAGACUGUCCGGAAAUAACGUUCGAAUUAUUUAAGGUUCCAUUAUUGAUGAACCCUAUCUACACUAUUUAAACGUUAUUGCUGGACAUCCUAUAUAGUGACAAAAAAUGAAUGUAGUAAGAAACAAUACAUAAAUAUAUUUCAUAGUUAAAAGUUUCAAACUUGAAAGGCUUUAGUUUCAGAGAAUGAGAGGUUUUGUGAGUCCCUUUUAACUGUAUAUUUAAUUUUUUAUAAUGAUUUUUAAUACCAGAUAAGAUUUGUAUUUUGUAACUAUCGCUAUGAUAACUUACUAUACACAAAUUAGUUAAUCACACGUCGACGUAAUAAUUGCAGUUUGAAUUGAGGGGGUCAGAAGCCAAGGGGUCCAAGUACCGAAACGUAAAUAUUGAGAAAUUUAAAUUUUAAAUAUU